Somion occarium is the source of this 1052-nucleotide messenger RNA. The record is from the annotation of a GenBank genome assembly. Lineage: Eukaryota; Fungi; Basidiomycota; Agaricomycetes; Polyporales; Cerrenaceae.
GGCGCUUGCACAACUUCACCCGAUACCACGACCAGCGACAAUCACCUUCUCAUAUUGUAGGACAGUGCAGGCUUAAAUCGAAAGACGAUUAUGACUAUCCGUCCUUUCUCGCAUGAACUUAUUGAAAUUAAGCCUUCCGGAGUUACUUUGGAAACUAGCCUCUCUUGCCCAGCUGAUGAUCAUGCUGAGAUACUAGCUCACCAUGAUGGCCAAUUCGAGCCAAAGCGGAAAGUCGCAGUUUGUCUACAUCCCUGGUCAUGGUUAGGCGGAAGAAUGGACGACCCAGUGCUUCAUACUGUAGAAGACCAGCUCCUGAAAUCCGGAUAUUAUGUUUUGCGAUACAAUUCUCGUGGAGUUGGUCGAUCAUCUGGCUGGCCCUCAUUUACUGGCACACGCGAAGCAGAGGACCUUCGCGAGCUGGUACAUUGGGCCCUAUCUCAGAUACCUUCCAUAGAGUCCGUACUAAUUGUUGGGUAUUCAUACGGGUCUUUGAUUGCCUCGUCGUUUCCCCUCCUUGACCAGAUAAAGACCUCACAUAUCAUUCUCUCCUACCCAUUGGGUCCUCGAUCAUGGUUGACGGCCUUCAAUGGGAAGUUAUACACCGCGGCACUCAACUCUCUGCUCCAUGAACCACGAUCCAACGUUCUAAUAAUCUACGGUGACCAAGAUGAUUUCACUGGCGUGGGGAGCUAUGACAGUUGGGCCGACGCUUUGCGCAAGGAAGUUCAAGGCGAGGGAAGAGGCACAUUGGAGAUUGCGAAAGUCAAGGGGGCAACACACUUCUGGCGUGACGAUUCUUCGCGGAAACUCGUUAGGGUUAUACAGAAUUGGUUGCAAUAGCUUUGGGGCGGCGGAAGCAACGAUUCUUGGAAGUCUCUACCUUUACGGCAGAGCCGUAAGUCUGGGUGCGGUGACACCUAUUACAUCUAAUCCCUCGUGUGGAUGUAUUAGUCUUCUUCACCGUAUUCCUGUUUCGCUUCUUCCAUCUGCACCUCUGUGACGCCCUUGUCUUCGACAUAAUGUGACGCCAUGGAAUGUGACCGGAAGACAGG